CCACCUCAAGCUGUACUACCACAACCUGGUAUAGCUACACCUACUACAUUAGCUUCACAUCAAGUUAAUACUAUCAGCUAUCCAACACCGAGACCAUCAGCAGCUAGUCCAGCUGUUAAACAGAGAGUAUUUACUGGUACCGUCACUAAACUUCAUGACACGUUUGGUUUUGUUGAUGAAGAGAUCUUCUUUCAGAUGACGAGUGUAAAAGGUAAUCAACCUAAAGUUGGAGAAAGAGUAUUAGUUGAAGCAUCAUAUAAUGCUAGUAUGCCUUUUAAAUGGAAUGCCACUAGAAUACAGCUACUACCUGGUCAGGUAGGUUGUCAAGCAACACCAAUCAAGACUAAUAUAGGUAAUAUUAAUCAACAUACAUCUGGUAGUCAGGGUAAACCAGUCCCAAUGAAUGCUAGGUCAGUUCAAUCAAAUACUUCUGCUUGGACUCCAAGCGAACCAAAGGCAUUGACCAUGGCAUCAAAGGUGCCCUACAGUUCCAAGCAGACGACAAUAAUGCUUACUGCUGUCAAUCUACCAGGCAGUCAUAGAGCAGAACCUAAUAGAUUUAGCUCCAUGAAAGAUCGUGAGAAACAUGCUGAUAGAGAGCGUGAUAGACGUGAUAGAGAUAGAGGUAGUCGUGAUAUUAGACGUAAGAGAUCACCUCCUCCAAGAUCUCGAUCACCAGCUAGAAGUCCUCCCAGAAAGAGAUCAUCUAAACCACGUUAUGUUUGUCAGAUUCCUAAACUUUCUUUGAAUCUUAAAAAUGCUAAUGUGGUAAUGUUAAAAUCUAGAUACAGUAGUAUGUAUAUACCAAGCGAUUUUUUCUUUACUAAUUUAACAUGGUCUGAUGCUUUCCCAUUAGAACGAUCAUUUAAACUUGGUCACAGCUGUAAUUUCCAUGUAUUACAUAAAGAUGUAGAACCAUUGACACCAAAUAAAACCGUUCUGGAACCAAAUGAUGCUGAUCAUCUUUUUAGUGCCAAGGUGAUGCUAUUAUCUUCACCUUCAUUGGAUGACCUUUACCAUAAAUCAUGUGGUCUGGCAGAAGAUCCAGUAGAUAUUCAGGAAUCGUUCCAACAUCCUACCAGACUUUUACAGUUUCUAGUUGGUAUUCGUGGUAAAAAUGAACCCAUGGCUAUAGGUGGACCUUGGUCACCUUCUCUGGAUGGAGCUGAUCCUGCUGGUAAUCCACAAGUGUUGAUCAACACUGCCAUCAGAACGACAAAGGCUUUAACUGGUAUUGAUCUAAAGGCUUGUACAAAAUGGUAUGUGUUCGCUGAGAUUUGUUACAUGCGACCAGCCUCUUCCAACAAGGGACGUCAUGUUGAUGCCAGAGUAGAAACUGUCGUCAUUUUUAUACCAGAUGUAUGGAUGUGUUCCCCUUCUCAGACAGAAUGGGAAGACCUACAGGCAGCUUAUGCCAAGCAACUCAAGAUCAAAAUUGGUGAUCCCGAGAAAACAGAUACAGGCACACAGGCACUGCUAAUAUAUUCAGAUAGUAACGCUGAAAAGAAAGAACCAACACAUUUUUCAGAAUUGGAUCCUAAAUCCAUGAAGAUUCUAGAUCUAAGACAAGAAUUAGAAGCUAGGAAUCUGAGUGCUAAAGGAUUGAAAUCACAGUUAAUAGCUAGAUUAACUAAAAUGUUAAAAAGUGAACAAGAAGCUGAAGAAGAAGAGUUAAAACAAGAACAGAAAACACAUUUAUUCUUUAAAAAAUUUGAAAUUUUACAGCAAGAAGAAGAACAGAAGAGAAAAGAAAAGAAAGAUAAAGCGUUAUUAGAAAAGAGAUAUGUUAUGCCUGAUGUACCAUCAAUAUUGGUACACCCACAUCCUACUGCUAAAGGUGGAAAGUUUGAUUGCUGUGUCAUGUCUUUAAGUGUACUCUUAGAUUAUAGGCCUGAAGAUAACAAGGAACACUCAUUUGAGGUGUCUCUGUUUGCUGAAAUGUUCAAUGAAAUGUUGAUGAGAGAUUUUGGAUUCAACAUUUAUUUGAGUCUGUGUAAAACACCAGCUGCUAAGAAAGAUGAAGAUAAGAAAGAAGAUAAGAAGGAUAAGGAAGAUAAGAAAGAAGAUAAAGAUAAUGACAAAGAUGAUGAGAAAGAAAAAGAAAGACACAAUUCUGAAAAGGUAAUUAUUUGUAGAUUAUUGGAGAAUGAUUUAAGAGCACCAUUAUUAUUUGAUAAUGAUGAUAAUGAUAAACAUGAUGAUAAAGAAGAAGACAUGGAAGAAGAUGAUGAUAAAAAAGUCCUUUUCAAUGCAUGUAAACAUUUGCCAUAUAGCAAUACAAGCACCUUUGUAAUUGUAGAUAAGAAAGAGAAGAAAGAAAAGAAGAAGAUAACAGUUGAUCCAGGAUUAUUAUUAUCCUAUGUUUAUUAUGAUCAGAAUCAUACUGGUUAUAUCUUAGAUAAAGAUAUAGAAGAUAUACUUAUGACAAUAGGAUUACAGUUAUCUCGAGCUCAGAUAAAGAAAGUUGUACAGCGUGUUAUCGUAAGAGAUAGUUUUAAUUAUCGUAAAAUAACAGAUGCUGUAGAAGGAGAAAAUAUAGAAUCAGUUUUAACACCCGUUGAAGAGUCCAAGUUAUGCCAAGAUGAAGAGAAGACAUCAUCCACAACAGACAGUCAGUCCCCAGCAGACGUCACCUCCAAUAUUAUCAUUUAUAAAGGCUCCAUGAUUAAUAUAGAUAGCUUGUUAGAAAAAUUAGAGAAAAGCGAAGAGAAUAGAAUGACUAUGCAGAAAAAAUUAUCCACCUUAGAAACUGAUAUCAGCUACACUAAAGAGAAAUUGAAUGACGCAGAACACAACAAACAGAAAAUAUUCGAAGAUCUUCAGAAAACAAGAGAAGACUUGUCAAGAGUCAAAACAUCCCGAAAUACAGCCGAAAAUCAAAGUCGUAAAUACCAUAACACUUUACACGGUACCAAAGAUGUCCUCACAAAAGCUAUUGCCUCCAUCACCAGUGUCCUUUUUCAAGAAGAACCAAAA
Messenger RNA from Lottia gigantea (owl limpet), 2976 nucleotides. RefSeq lists its product as hypothetical. Gene Ontology annotation, biological process: regulation of DNA-templated transcription. Lineage: Eukaryota; Metazoa; Mollusca; Gastropoda; Lottiidae. Gene Ontology annotation, cellular component: nucleus. The record is from RefSeq and is a predicted model, not a curated record. The annotation marks the transcript as partial. The transcript is spliced from 17 exons.